AUGUCCUGGCAAAAUGGAGGCCUGAGCCCCACCCACUCAUCGUCAUCCUUAUCGACUUCUGUAUCUGCGAUCUCCUCCUCGUUGCCGCCCAGCGCCAUCCGCGCCCAGCCGGGCAAGCGCGACUCCAUCAUCCUCCGCAGCCCGGCCGAACGUAGACGACUCAUCCGCAUCUACGUCGCAUCUGCCCUCCUCCGCGGGCUCCCAUCGCUGACCACCACCUCGCUCUCGUCCGCGCUCUCGGCCACGGACGUGGCCUCGGCCCCGCCGCUGGUGCUGCUCAACGUCUACUGCCCGGACCGCGACGUGGGCAUCCGCCUCCAGUUCACCCCGGCCUCCACCGUCGAAGAGGCCAUCGACCAGACCGGGGCGUCGCUCGAGGAGGCCAUACGGAAGCCGUGGCGCUUCCUCAACGAGGGCGGCUCGCCGUUCUUCCUCUACCGCGAGCGCACCCUCGCCUCCUACAACCUACGCGACGAAGACGAAUUGGAUCUGGUGUUGCCCGACAGGCCGCCGCAGCUGGUGAAGAUCUCCAUUCGCGACAACCAAUCCAGCUAUACGCAGCGCGUCGAGGAGGACACGACUGUGUGGGAAGUGGUGCACAAGAUCACGCGCAAGAUCGCCGACUCAGCCCAGCAUCCUCUGGACGAGUACGCGCUGUUCACCGCCGACGGCAAGUCUCUGAGGGAGGACGACCUGCUCGCUACCCACGCGCCGAGCAUUGCGACGAAACUAGAGUUUCGGCGAAUGCACCAGCAACUGAAGGAUCUCAAUCAGCUUCACCUGCGUGUCGUUAAUACCUGCGGCGACCAAAAGGGGUUGAACGAGUGUCUGUUGGGUUUCAACCGGACCGCCCUGGUGAAGGACGUGCUGCGGCGUGCGCUCAAGCUGUUCCCUAUCAAGGACCGCUUCAGCGCCGCCCUCUUCGUCCCGGCCUCACAGAUGUGGAUGCCCCUCGCGGCAUCUCUCGACGAACUCCGCCUCGAAGAAAACGCUGUGAUUGAGCUGCGACCUUUGUACAAAUCAUUCACGCUGACCGUUCCUUUGGGCAAAGACCGGAUCACGGAUGUGUACAAGUUCCGAGCGCACGACACGGUGCAGGACCUGUACGAUCUGCUUCUCUUCAACAACCUGCAAGUCAGCGAGUCCAAGGAGAAGUACAAACUGUGCAACAAGGCCGGCGUCGAGUUCCGCCCGCAGAUGCCCAUCUGGUCCUACGGCAUCAAGUCGUUUGAGGUGCGGGUCAAGCUGCAGCCGGUCGCGAUUGUGAUCAUGGGCCGCGAGCAGGUGGUCGACAUCGACUUCUCGGCGCCGGUGGACGACGUGAUCCGGGUCAUCUGCCGCCGCUUCCGCAUCGACACCACGCAGACGGACAAGCUCACGCUCCACUCGCCCGCCGUGCCCGCGGCGCUCAACCCGCGCAGCUCGCUCAACGACCAGAACGUGCCGCCCUCGUGCGCGCUCAUCGUUAAGAUGGCUGCGGCUCAGCAGCUGCCCACGCCCAGCGGGGCGGCCAAAGCCGGUGACGCCGGCGGCGACGGGGCCAAGGGCCUGGCCAUGGCCGCCGCGGCGAUGGUGGCCAAGCGGUCGGGCAAGGGCAGCGAGAAGCCGCCCAAGGCCUCCAAGGCGGGCGGCGGCAAGGACAAGGACGGCGCCGCGGGCGAUGGCAUCACCGUCGGCACCGUCAAGGUCUCCCUCGAGCAGCUCCCCUCCACCCUCACCAUCGGCAAGGAGGACACGGGAAAGUACGGCGAGCGGGUCAAUAUAUGGACCGAGCCGGAGGGUCCGCAGUACUGCACGCUGGAGACGGGGACCGACGGCAAGACGGUCCUGCUCGCCGGCACCCUCAACAAGCUCGUCAUACACCUCACCUCCGCCACCGCCACCGAUGUGCGAUACAUGCACGCGUUUUUGAUGACCUAUCUUUCCUUUACCAAUCCGCGCACGCUCCUCAACAAGCUCAUCGAGCGAUACCACGUACCGGCCGCGACCCACUCGGACUCCGAGGUGAAGCGAAUCCAGCUGCGAGUGUGCAACGUGCUCAAGUAUUGGGUGUCGCAACACUUUGACGAUUUCGACCACGACCUCAUCCAGACCGUGGUCAAUUUUGUCGACGAGAGCCUGGCCGUCGACGGCCACGACUCUGUGACCGGCGUACUCCGCAACGCCAUCGUGAAGCGAACAUGUGGGCUGAAGAGCCGCGUCACCCGAGGCCGCGUCCUAAUCGUCAGCAAGGGCUCCACCGCCCCUGCGCCCAAGGUGGGGGCGGAGGUGGUGUCGGGCGCGGGCGCGGACGUAGCUAUGUCCAUUUUCGAUUUUGACGAAGAGGAGGUCGCGCGCCAGCUCACCCUCCGCGAGUUCCUGCUCUACCGCGAAAUCAAAUCGUCCGAGCUGCUCGACCAAGCGUGGAACAAGGAGAAGCUGCACCACAAGGCGUUCAACGUGUUGCACAUGAUCCAAAAGUGGAACGAAACGUCGAUGUGGGUGAUCUCGCUCAUCCUCGAGCCCGUCAAGGCCAAAUACCGCGCCAAGCGAUGGGAGUCGCUCAUCAAGAUAGCCAAGCACGUGGAGCGAAUGAACAACUUCAAUCUGCUGAUGGCGCUGGUGAGCGGGAUGAACAACGCGUGCGUGGCGCGGCUCAAGUGGACCAAGGCGCUCAUGUCCCGCAAAUCGCUGGAGACCCUGGAGCGACUGGAGACGCUGAUGUCGCCCGAGGGGUCGUACAAGGCCUACCGCGAGACCCUCGCCUCCAUCAACCCGCCCUGCAUCCCCUUCAUCGCCGUCCACUUGUCCGAUCUCGUAUUUAUGGAAGAUGGCAACCCUGACGAAACCAACGGACUCAUCAAUUGGUACAAGCGGAGCCUCGUCCACAGGGUGAUAGACCUGUUUGGGCAAUACCAGAACAGUGGGUACAACUUGACCUACGUGGGCGCGGUGGCGACCUUCCUGGACGACAUGACAUGCCCCAGCGAGAAGGAGCUCUUCGAGGUGUCCCUCCAGCGCGAGCCGCGCAAUGCCCAGAAGAACCAGAUCCUCUGA
Molecule: messenger RNA, 3036 nt
Organism: Acanthamoeba castellanii str. Neff
Lineage: Eukaryota; Discosea; Longamoebia; Acanthamoebidae
Product: RasGEF domain containing protein
Exons: 22
Coding region: 1-3036 (1011 amino acids)
Biological process (GO): Ras protein signal transduction; positive regulation of GTPase activity
Cellular component (GO): plasma membrane
Molecular function (GO): guanyl-nucleotide exchange factor activity
Source: RefSeq, a predicted model, not a curated record